CCCACAGACACAGGUGAGGCAGCGCAGGCAAGUUCUAUAAAAAUGGGGUUAGCUAUAAUAAUCUGAACAAAUCCAAAUGUUUAUAAAAGUGCUUAAAAGUCAAGUUCUGUUGUGAUGGUAUAGGGUGAGGGAGUUAGGGAAUGCAUUCUGCCAAUGAGUGUCCUCACUAAGAUAGAAGGGCGUGUGUGUGUGAGUGUGUAUGUUUUUGUGUGCGUGUGUGUGCGGGAGUGUGUGUCUGUGGGACUCUAUCACAGAUCAGAGUCUCGGGUCUGCAGCAGCUCGCAGGGCAAGAGUUCACCGGUCUGUCGCUAACUUACCCGGGGAGUUUCUCUCAGUCUGACGAGAGCUCCGCCGAGUUUACAGCUGAACACAUGUGAUCAAGGAAGGAGUCGCGCUCCGCAACACAACUCCACACUUCACCCAUGGAUAGAAGUUAAAGCCUCUGAGGAACACCGGAUAAGUUACAGGCGGAGGUUUCACUCACUGUAGGGACGGACGGCGGCGGCGAUGCCCGUUUAACCGGAGGAAGAUUCCUGACGGUGUUUGAGAAGAGCGUGAGAGCGGCCCGAGACAUGAUGUCCAUUGGACCUGAUAGCUGACACUGUAGCAUGAGAGAGGAUGGAGCAGACAGACAACCCUGCCCCUGAGAGCAACAACCCUAAUGGGUUUGUCAACCGAGUGUUUAGUGUUUCUCUGGAUGUGGAGAAUGAGACGAGCAGUGUUUAUAUUCAGGAGCCUGGUCCAGUGCCUGCGGAGGGGCAGGGAGGGACCCAAGAUGCCUCUUCUCAGUCCCCUGUCAAGGACAGACAGGAGGUCAACCGGAGGCCCCGUGCCUCGGGCGGCAUCUGGAAGAUCUUGAAUCGAAAGAGAGCUAUGUCCGAGCUGGAGAGGCGACCCCACUCCAUGAUCUUGCCCGGGGAGGCUUCCAUCCCUAAACUCUCAUUUGCUGACAAAGUUCGCUCCUUCAAGAAGCUCAAGUCGCCCUCUGUGUUCAGGGGCAAGGCAGGGAAACUGUCAGCGGCCAGGUUCGGCAGCUCGUUUGUUGACGAGGAGUCUUUCUGUGGGGACAUUGGCACUCCACAGCAGUUCAGUAGGGGCACGCUACGACACCGUGGCAAGCGGCACUCGUAUGCUGGCUACACUGGCGAAUUUGACUGCUCGUUUGAAGAUAUUGACCUCUCAGCUACUUUGGACAGGCAUCAGCCCACUGUGACAGGAGAGGCUGUGACUCAGAACGGUUGUAAAUCAUCUGAAAGAGUUUCCUAUACCAAGCGAAGCCACAACAAUUCAAACAACUGUAACAAAACAGCUUCAGGCUAUGAAGAGCCCAGCAUCAAGGGGAGCCUGCGCAACCACCAGGGGAGAGGGAGGAGGCAAAAAGAUGUGUGGAGUUACCUGAGGAGGAUUUCUCUUCUGGGGAAGGCCAACCCUGUUUACUCAGAGAGCUUUGACUCUGAACUCCCCUCUCUGGACAAAACCAUCGACUCAGACUAUGGCUCUGUAGACUUUGAGAUUGUCAGAGACUUGCAACCUCCGCCCCCGAAACACUCUGACACCAAGGGGCACUUUGGUGGCCUGUUCAAGUUUUUCAACAGCGUAGCAGAGACGGCCAGAAAAUGGCGGACGACAUCUCGUUCCUUCUCACCUCCAGAGGGAGAGGCGACUCCGAUGAGCUCCCCGCGGGCUCCACAGCGCACAGUGGACAACAUUCACAGUGUGUCCCUGACGCUCCACAGCGAAGGACUUCCAACAUCCCAGCCUAACCCGUCGUCCCCAGUGAACACUAAAUCCUCACACUCCAGUUGCUUUGAAAGUGAUUCUACAGUGCCUGCGACAGGGGGACGAUCCCCUAAGGUGGUGCUGAAAGCCUUCAGGGCAUGCCCAAGAUCUCAAGCUGUCAAUGGCCUCAAGAGCUCUGAGGGUACAGACAAACAUAUGGAUGGAGAGGCAAACCACACGUCCACAGCCAUAGUGGAGAAUCACAUCCCUCAGUCAUGUCCAAACACAGAGUCUAAAUACGUAACAGGGGUUAAAAGAGAUCCAUCACCCUGUCUCUGUCAAGAGGAAAAGGUAGAGGGACAGACAGGAAAUGAGCAGGAUUCCAAGGAUGCUCCACCUGACUCCCACCAGAUACAGGAAGUGAAUGUGCAAUCACAACAAGGUGAUAAAGAGAGUACAACCAAUAGCGUGCCCGCAUCAGAUUCCACAGAGGAAAUAUUCAAGGCCUUGUCUCGCCCCCCGGGUGUGUCACCAUUAGAGCCCCCACUUCGGGCAUCUCUCCAGCGCUGCAGCUCCCUGCCGCUUUCCCCCCGCACACUCACGGCCUUGGCGCGGCUGCUGCCUCACUCAGAUAUGGGUCAGUUGUCAUCGUCGGUGCGUUUGCGGUCUGGAGACUCCGGGAGCUGUAGGAGGAGGAGGCUGUUGAGACCUGGCUCAGAACCACUGCAGGUCAACAUGUUGAUAAGUGGAGGUUCAAUCGUCAAUGCUGAGGCGGUAUGGGACCAUGUGACCAUGGCGGACCGGGAGUUGGCGUUUAAGGCCGGCGAUGUCAUCAAGGUGCUGGAUGCCUCCAACAAGGACUGGUGGUGGGGCCAGAUUGAUGAGGAGGAAGGAUGGUUCCCUGCCAGCUUUGUACGGCUGUGGGUGAACCAGGAGGACGGGGGAGUGGAGCCAGCUGAGGGGACCAGUGAGGUGCAGAACGGGCACCUGGACCCGAGCAAUGACUGCCUGUGUCUGGGCUCUCCUCUCCAGAACCGAGACCAGAUGAGAGCCAACGUCAUCAAUGAGAUCAUGAGCACAGAGAGACACUACAUCAAACACCUCAAGGACAUCUGUGAGGGCUACCUGCGCCAGUGCAGGAAGCGCGUGGACAUGUUCAACGACGACCAGCUGAGAGUCAUCUUUGGCAACAUCGAGGACAUUUACCGCUUCCAGAUGGGCUUCGUCAGAGACCUGGAGAAACAGUACAACACGGAGGACCCGCACCUCUCUGAAAUCGGACCAUGCUUUUUAGAACAUCAAGAUGGGUUUUGGAUCUAUUCGGAGUACUGUAACAACCACCUGGACGCCUGUAUGGAGCUGAGCAAGCUGAUGAGGGACGGCAGGUACCAGCACUUCUUCGAGGCCUGUCGCCUCCUCCAGCAAAUGAUUGACAUCGCCAUAGACGGCUUCCUGCUCACCCCUGUCCAGAAAAUCUGCAAAUAUCCACUCCAGUUGGCCGAGCUGCUCAAAUACACCGCACAGGAGCACAGUGACUAUCGAUACGUGGCAGCAGCCCUGGCAGUAAUGCGGAACGUCACUCAGCAGAUCAACGAGAGGAAGAGGAGGCUGGAGAAUAUUGACAAAAUCGCCCAGUGGCAAGCUUCUGUUCUGGACUGGGAGGGAGAUGAUAUCCUGGACAGGAGCUCGGAGCUCAUCUACACAGGGGAGUUGUCAUGGAUCUAUCAGCCGUACGGACGCAGCCAGCAGCGAGUCUUCUUCCUCUUUGAUCACCAGCUGGUCCUCUGUAAGAAGGACUUGAUACGCAGGGAUAUCCUGUACUAUAAGGGCCGCAUUGACAUGGACCGCUACGAGGUGCGGGACGCCUUAGACGGGCGCGACGACGACUUCAACGUCAGCGUGAAGAACGCCUUCAAGUUGUGCAACAAAGACAGCGAGGAGAUCCACAUCUUCCUGGCCAAGAAGCCGGAGGAGAAGAUCCGCUGGCUCAGGGCCUUCCACGAGGAGAGGAAGAUGGUGCAGGAGGACGAGAAAAUCGGUUUCGAGAUCUCUGAGUACCAGAAGCGGCAGGCGGCCAUGACAGUGAGAAAGGUGACUAAACAGAAAGGUGUAAACAGGUGCACGCCCCCCUCAUACCCGCCCCCGCAGGACCCCCUCAGUGCAGGGCAGUAUGAGGUUACGGAGGACAUGGCACAAGGAGAGGUUUUUGAAUUCAGUCAAUCCAAAAGAGGCCAGGCUCCCUUCUGGCAGAAUUUUAGUAGAUUAGCUCCAUUUAGGAAAUAGAGAUACACAGACUCUUCUGAAGGACCAGCUAUUUUUCUUAGAAGCACUAACACUGGAUGAUCAUGUCCCAUGAUGAGGAAAAAUACGAAACACACACACACACCCAAACGCAAGAGACUCCGAAGUUAAGGACCAAUGUUAAUAUAGAGCGCGAUCUGAAGCAGCAAGAGGACUGAAGACUUGGAAUGAAAACAUUGAGGAAAAAAAUUUACUCAGUUCAUCAUAUAUGCUAGUAAGGUUCUUAGUUAUCAUGCUUCUCCCGUUGAGUCAACUGUCACGAACUCCUCCCCCCGGAUUCUGCAUUGUUCACGCCAUCUGAAUGUCCUGGAGUUAUUGAGAUUGUUAUACUGUAUGAUUUCAUUUUUUUAAUCCAUCAUCCGGACAGAAACACAAGGCCAAGCCAGGUCACUCCUAAUGGUAUGAUUGUUUCCAAAAAAGCUGAGAUCUUGCUGUGCUGCUAUGUGAGAUUACCUGUUGCAUUCUGCUGAAUGUGAGACUGGACGAUGAUGGGCCUCGGCUCCUGGCUGUGGCGCACUACGGGACCUGUGAAGCUCGACUGUCAGCGCGUUAGAACCACCAGACCGCCAGCCCAUCUCUGCCCCGCUGAUGCCUGCGUCCGGAUCUCCUCCUCACUCUCAACGCUCCACGCUCACCUCCUCUAGCCGGUCUGCAUACACAGUCGUAGCCCUCUGACGUCAGCGCCGCCCUCCCCUCUUUGCAACCCUCUCUAUCUCUCUACCCACCUGCUCGGCCUCCAUGAGUCAGUGGCUCUCAGAGGAAGAGCCUCGCUUUCUUGGAAGCUCGCCAUUGCCUGUGAUAGGACGGGUCAGGGAACAAAAGUCAGAACAUCAAUAGAAUAUUUACAUCCUUUCACCCAACCAAUUCUGACAGGGUAUUCAUAUCCAAUCACGCCGAGGGGGCUGUGGGGUCGCACUUGCCCCUCUGAUGAAACAGCUGGGCGCUGGAGAUAGGCACGCUCCACCUGCCUCGUGUCAGAGCCCCCCCCGUCUCCCCCCCACUCUCCCCAGAGACCACCCCUGUAGCACUGUGCUGGCAGCUCACUGGGUGUUUGGAAAGAGCGUGGCCUACCUCCGGAAAUCCACCGAGAACGAAAAGUGACGUUGAUGCAUUGGCCAAGGUCGUAAACGAUCUCUCUUUUUCUUGUCAGCUGUUAAGAAAACAGACUUUUUCUUCUUCUUCAGUUGACUUUAUUAUUUUGUAUUGCUCACACUGUAAAAAAGCACAGCACAUAUUCAGUCUGAGGAGUACUUUAGCAGGGGCAAUGCCACAGCGUGACAGAGCAGACUAGCGUUCUGUCCAGCACAAGGGGAAACGGUCAGAGAAAAAUGGCAGAAAUUUUAAAAUGAACAGAAUGACAGUGUGAGUCGUGAGUCAGUGCUGCAAAAAAAAAAAGUGCACUGCAAGAAGCGUUAGCCGAAACCUUAGGGAGGCAGAAAGGUGAAUUCAAUCUGUAGCACGCAGUCGUCGUCUGACAGAUUCACGAAUCUCUGUAGACUGCAGCUUCAAAUCUUGGCACUCUUCCUCCGCCGCCGCGUUCGUUGUUCCAGAUCUGAUCCGUGUUCUGGCGGUUAGCUGCGGCUCUCGCUAAGUGAUUUACAAAGGACUGUGGCCCGAGAUGAGAUUGAUCUGUUUAAUCAACAAAAAGCUGCUGCGAGAGAGAGAGAGAUAGAGAGAGAGAGAGAGAGAGAGAGAUCCUGCCACAGAGUCCGUCAACGGGGGAGUUAGAAAGAGAAGAUGGACUGAGGAGAAACUACCAACUCACACACAACAUGAAGGUGUAUUCUUUUCUACAGUUGGAAUGUAAGUGAAACAAACGCCUGUCCAUGAUUUGUGAUCAUUCUCUGACCUCAGACACAGACUCACACUUUGUGUUGAAUUAUUAUCACCUGACGGACAGUACAUAUACAGUUUGACAACUUGUGCGAUGUGAUAUAUCAUUAUAUAUCUUCACUAUUCACUACAACGUGAUAUGAAAGAGUUAAAUAUCGUUCUAUGUCAUUUGUUUGCCUUCUUACAGGCCUUAUAACCUAUUGGAAAAAAAAAGACCUUCGAACUUGCUUUGUAUGUUGUGUAAUUUAUGUUUUGUUUCAGUAAAGAAAGUUGAGAAACGGGUGAGUUGGCUGCUGGUGUCUGUAGAGAUGGCUCCCAGUGAGAUUGUUUUUUUUUAAACUUUCCUUUGGAAGAUAACUCCCUCGUCUGGCACAGCAAAAAGAUAUGGUUCCCAGGCCAUGAUAACCUCAGGUCCAGUGCUACGCCCGCCUGCCCACCCCCAUCGCCACGCUCCCCCAACCCCCCCCCACCCCCCCGACUCCACGCCACCGCCAGUACCAACAUUCAGACACAAGCAUGCAGGCACACACACACACAAACACACACGCAAACACAUAAUCAUGCACAUACUUGCUGGCCCGUUCUGCUGCGGAGAAGAGAGAUGCUAUCUAACAGUGCCUUCCAGCAUUCCACUAGUGAUUAUCUAUUCAGUUUCACAGGCAGAUUUGAAUUAGUCAUGUAUUUUCCCUUCAGUGUGGGACUUGCAUCUCUCUAUCUCUCUCUCUCUCUCUCUCUCUCUCUCUCUCUCUCUCUCUCUCUCGCUCUCUCUCUCACAUACACACUGGGAAUCCCUGAAUCACUUAAGAGGUCAGGCCAUUUCCAUACGAGUAGAUACUGUGCUGUCUGACUAAAUCACUUAAAAACACCAUAUUAUAUAUAAUGUCACACUUACAUUGCCGUAGUUUUAUUGCACACUUUAAAAAAUGACUUAUUUCAGAUGUUUAGAUAAAACAUAGUUUCAUUUAUCUAUUUAACAUGCUGAGAGAUGAUUUAAUUUCAAUAUAUAUAUAUAUAUAUAAGUAGGAAACGAGAAAUUCAUUAGUUCACAUUUCAAAGUAUAUUAUUAACGAGUGAGUUAUAAAUCCAAAAGAAGAGUCAUCUAUUUUACCUUUAUCGGCUACACACUGUAAAUACUGUAAAAAGGACAGAUCAUAUAUUUGGAUAUCGGUAUUUUGCGUUGGAGACGAAUGUUGUUCCAGUUCUAGCGUGCGGUAGACCUCAGUACCAGGUAAAUGCAUGCUUGUGGCAUCCAAUAUUUUGCAUGAGACUUAAGACAACUCUUAGCAGAUUGUUUAGUUUCAUUUGACUCCCACUGGGGUUCCUGUUUUCUUUUAAUGCACCACAACGCAGAACCGUUCAUUUGUGAAGCCAUGCCAUCUCACUGAAGGGAGUUCUUCUCUCUGUCCACCUGUCUCCUGCUCACAUCGCGCCCAAGGUCGUAGCUUCUGUUUUUAUUUAUUGUUGAGGAGAGGGGACGUCCUCCCCUCGUCAAAGACUGAACUGUCGAUAGGUGAUGUGAAAGGCACUGAUGAUCUCUUAGCCCAGAUAUAAUGGGUACUAUAUAAACUGUAACAUUGUUUUAAACCUUUUAGUAUUAUUUUUUCUUUUCUUUGACUUCAACCUAUGCUGUCAUGGUCCAAACUGCUGGUUGUUUUCUUUUAGAAUGCCAUUAACUGCUGAGGCAAAAAAAAAAACGGGUAUCAUUUUUCUAUGACAACAGUGAGCCAAAUAGGCGUAAACACCGAUCACGGGUGUUUGUGUAUAGAUUUGUAGUCGAGCAGAAGAGAUGAAUAAAUGCUAGAACCUCUCGGGAUGAUCUAAAAAUAUACGUAAUCCCGAAGUCACACACACAUACACACACACACGCACACACACUACUGCACUGCAAUUCAUAUCAUGCUUUGUUUCAAAUGGCAAAUGAUCCUUCGGAGUACAAUGACUUGACACUGCAAAUUGAUUCUUCACUUGUAUUUAUUGAAUGCAGUAUUAAGCAGCACCAUUUUGGCCACAUUUAGAACGAUAUAUAUAUACAUGUCUAUAUAUAUAUACAUAAUUAUCAGUCUGACCUUGUACUGCGAGCUGAGAGGACAGCCUUCUGUGCAGAUUUUUUAUCUUUCUCUUUUCAGUCAUAAAACCAAGACAGCCAACUUAGCAGACUGUCCAUAGUUUGCUCUUUAAUCCGGGGGUUGUGCAUGAGCCAGUAGAUCGCGUUCACUCACAUUUAGCGUAGCGACAUCCUCAAUAGGAGCUCCUGGUGUACUGGGAUAUUGUUUCAGAAUAGUCAGGGUACAGCAGCGUCUUCAAUGAGCCACAUUCUCAAAGUGUCGUUAAGUUACAACAAGGUGAACAGAAGACCGACAUCCUACAAUUUAAAUCGAUCCAUUGUAUAUAGCCAUGUAGUUUGAGGUCUGGAUUUUUUUUCACAGUAGAAUUUACUCACAGUAUCUACAUCCUUUGUCACCAUAUGCAAACUUUCUGUUUUCUUUCUUGCUGGCCUUUUUCAGUUUGAUUAUUUGUUGUAGAAAUUAAAAAAACAAAAAAACUUAAAAAUAAUGCCUAUUCAAUCCAGAAACUGUGAAUGGGAGAGUGGAGAUGUCAACUGUAUGUACAUUAUAUGUUUUGAUGUAAUCAGAAGCACUGGGAAUAUGUUGUUCUUCGCUGUAAAAAAUAAAUCCAUAUCUGAUAUAGCUGUACUUUUGUUGAAAAUAAAACCUCUACCAGAA
Molecule: messenger RNA, 8576 nt
Organism: Pleuronectes platessa (European plaice)
Lineage: Eukaryota; Metazoa; Chordata; Actinopteri; Pleuronectiformes; Pleuronectidae
Gene: arhgef9a
Product: Cdc42 guanine nucleotide exchange factor (GEF) 9a
Exons: 13
Coding region: 619-4002 (1127 amino acids)
Molecular function (GO): protein binding; guanyl-nucleotide exchange factor activity
Source: RefSeq, a predicted model, not a curated record